Messenger RNA from Pipistrellus nathusii (Nathusius's pipistrelle), 1914 nucleotides. The record is from the annotation of a GenBank genome assembly. Lineage: Eukaryota; Metazoa; Chordata; Mammalia; Chiroptera; Vespertilionidae.
AUGGCGGCGAUGACGGUUGGAGCUGCCGGUGGCAGCCGCGUGUCCAGCGGCAGGGACCUGAAUUGCGUCCCCGAAAUAGCUGACACACUGGGGGCUGUGGCCAAGCAGGGGUUUGAUUUCCUCUGCAUGCCUGUCUUCCACCCGCGUUUCAAGAGGGAAUUCACUCAGGAACCUGCUAAGAAUCGACCGGGCCCCCAGACACGAUCAGACCUACUGCUGUCAGGAAGGGACUGGAAUACCCUGAUUGUGGGGAAGCUUUCUCCAUGGAUCCGUCCAGACUCAAAAGUGGAGAAGAUCCGCAGGAACUCCGAGGCGGCCAUGUUACAGGAGCUGAAUUUUGGAGCAUAUUUAGGUCUUCCAGCUUUCCUGCUGCCACUAAAUCAGGAAGAUAACACAAACCUGGCCAGAAUUUUGACCAACCACAUCCACACUGGCCACCACUCCUCCAUGUUCUGGAUGCGAGUACCAUUGGUGGCACCAGAGGACCUGAGAGAUGAUAUAAUUGAGAAUGCACCAACUGCACACACAGAGGAGUGCAGUGGAGAGGAGAAGACGUGGAUGUGGUGGCACAAUUUUCGGACCUUAUGUGACUAUAGCAAGAGGAUUGCGGUGGCUCUUGAAAUUGGAGCUGACCUCCCAUCUAAUCAUGUCAUUGAUCGUUGGCUUGGGGAGCCCAUCAAAGCAGCUGUUCUUCCCACCAGCAUUUUCCUGACCAAUAAGAAGGGAUUUCCUGUUCUUUCUAAGAUGCAUCAGAGGCUGAUCUUCCGGCUGCUUAAGUUGGAGGUGCAGUUCAUCAUCACAGGCACCAACCACCAUUCAGAGAAGGAGUUCUGCUCCUACCUCCAAUAUUUGGAAUACUUAAGCCAGAACCGCCCUCCCCCCAAUGCCUAUGAACUCUUCGCCAAGGGCUAUGAAGACUAUCUGCAGUCCCCACUCCAGCCCCUGAUGGACAAUCUCGAAUCUCAGACAUAUGAAGUAUUUGAAAAGGACCCCAUCAAAUACUCUCAAUACCAGCAGGCUAUCUAUAAAUGUCUGUUAGACCGAGUGCCAGAUGAAGAGAAGGACACCAAUGUUCAGGUGCUGAUGGUGCUGGGAGCAGGCCGGGGUCCCCUGGUGAACGCUUCCCUGCGGGCAGCCAAGCAAGCUGACCGGCGGAUAAAGCUGUAUGCCGUGGAGAAGAACCCUAAUGCUGUGGUGACACUAGAAAACUGGCAGUUUGAAGAAUGGGGAAGCCAGGUGACAGUAGUGUCAUCGGACAUGCGGGAAUGGGUGGCUCCAGAGAAAGCAGACAUCAUUGUCAGCGAGCUUCUGGGCUCCUUUGCUGAUAAUGAACUGUCACCUGAGUGCCUAGAUGGAGCCCAGCACUUCCUAAAAGAUGACGGUGUGAGCAUCCCUGGGGAGUACACCUCCUUUCUGGCUCCUAUCUCCUCCUCCAAGCUGUACAAUGAGGUCCGAGCCUGUCGGGAAAAGGACCGUGACCCUGAGGCCCAGUUUGAGAUGCCUUAUGUGGUACGACUGCACAAUUUCCACCAGCUGUCUGCGCCCCAGCCCUGUUUUACCUUCAACCAUCCCAACAGAGAUCCUGUGAUUGACAACAACCGCUACUGUACCUUGGAGUUUCCCGUGGAGGUGAAUACAGUACUGCAUGGUUUUGCAGGCUACUUUGAGACUGUGCUUUAUCAGGACAUCACUCUGAGUAUCCGUCCAGAGACUCACUCUCCUGGGAUGUUCUCAUGGUUUCCCAUCUUCUUUCCAAUUAAGCAGCCCAUUACAGUACGCGAAGGCCAAACCAUCUGUGUGCGUUUCUGGCGAUGCAGCAAUUCCAAGAAGGUGUGGUAUGAGUGGGCUGUGACAGCACCAGUCUGUUCUGCUAUUCACAAUCCCACAGGCCGCUCAUACACCAUUGGUCUCUAG